Spathaspora passalidarum NRRL Y-27907 is the source of this 293-nucleotide messenger RNA. RefSeq lists its product as uncharacterized. The record is from RefSeq and is a predicted model, not a curated record. The transcript has a single exon. Lineage: Eukaryota; Fungi; Ascomycota; Pichiomycetes; Serinales; Debaryomycetaceae. Bases 34 to 210 code for a protein of 58 amino acids.
CUUAGUUCAACCCUAUAUUGAACGCGCAUUAUUAUGGUUCCUGUUAGUGCUGUUGUUACUGUUGUUGGGGCCGGAUACCUUGGCUACACUCUCUGCAAGACAAAUCAUCCUCAAUCGUGUCAUUAUUGCCAUCAUCAUUCUCGGUGCAAGACGUGUAAUAAGGAAUACGAUGAUAUGAAUUUGGAUUUUAGAAAACAAAUGUCCUACUGAAUAUUUACUUUUGAUUAACUACAAGUGUAUAGUUUUAAUGAAUGUUAUGAUAUUAUGUCAAUAAAUAGUAGAUAGGUGGGUCU